Callorhinchus milii (elephant shark) is the source of this 9790-nucleotide messenger RNA. It is a transcript of the gene celsr1a, whose product is annotated as cadherin EGF LAG seven-pass G-type receptor 1a. Gene Ontology annotation, biological process: G protein-coupled receptor signaling pathway; cell surface receptor signaling pathway; homophilic cell-cell adhesion. The record is from RefSeq and is a predicted model, not a curated record. Gene Ontology annotation, cellular component: plasma membrane. The transcript has 37 exons. Lineage: Eukaryota; Metazoa; Chordata; Chondrichthyes; Chimaeriformes; Callorhinchidae. Bases 1 to 8433 code for a protein of 2810 amino acids. Gene Ontology annotation, molecular function: G protein-coupled receptor activity; calcium ion binding.
AUGAGCUCCAGCGGCGGUGGAGCCAUUUUGAAACGAAAUCAGUUUCCAACUAAACGCGGCCGGAGGAAGAGGAGCGCGAACGGCAGCCCUCACUUCCAGCGCCCCAGUUACCACGUCUCUGUGGCCGAGAACGAGCCCCCGGACACCCGCGUGAUCGUCCUCAAAGCCACCGACCCGGACCGGGGCGCCGCCGCCAGACUGCGCUACACCAUAGAGUCCCUGAAGAACAAGCGGUCCAGCGACUACUUCCAGAUGGACCCCGACACCGGCACAGUCAGCACCACACAAGCCCUGGACCGGGAGGACGCCGAGACCCACGUGUUUAAAGUCACUGCAUACGACCAUGGAACACCUCGUAAAAUGGGAGCUGCAAUCCUGAUUGUGACAGUCAGUGAUGUGAAUGACCAUGCCCCACUCUUUGAGCUGUCUGAGUAUAGAGAAAUCAUCCGGGAGAACGUGGAGGUGGGCUACGAGGUGCUGACCAUCAGAGCAACCGACAGCGAUGCACAUUCCAAUGCGAACAUGCUGUACCGCGUUGUCAACAGUGAGGGAAACAAUGCUGUCUUUGAAAUCGAUUCCCGUUCCGGGAUUUUGAGGACCAGAGAGAUUGUAGAUCGGGAAUUGGUGUCCGAAUACCAUUUAAUAGUGGAGGCAAAUGAUCAGGGCAAAGACCCUGGUCCUCUUAGUGCUACGGCAGCUGUUUAUAUAACUGUAGAGGACGAGAACGACAACACCCCACAGUUUACUGAGAAACGGUAUGUAGCGCAAGUGCCUGAAAAUGUUUCUGUAAAUACUAAAAUCCUGCAAGUCAAAGCUACUGAUCAGGAUAAAGGGAACAAUGCUUUAAUUCAUUACAGCAUAGUGAGUGGAAAUAUAAGAGGUCAGUUUUACAUAGAUUCCAUGACUGGCAAUAUUGAUAUUACUAACCCAUUGGAUUACGAGACAACGAGAGACUACACCCUUCGAAUCAAAGCGCAGGAUGGUGGGAGACCACCGCUGAUCAACAGUACUGGCUUGGUCUUAGUACAAGUAAUUGAUGUGAAUGACAAUGCCCCAAUAUUUGUAAGCACACCUUUUCAGGCCACAGUAUUGGAGAAUGUAGCUGUUGGAUAUUCGAUAAUUCACAUCCAGGCUAUCGAUGCUGAUUCUGGGGAAAAUGCUCGCUUGGAAUACAGACUGAUAGAUACACCUGCAGACUUUCCACUUAUUAUAAGCAAUAACACUGGUUGGAUUACAGUUGCUGUGGAAUUGGACAGAGAGACUAAUGAUUUUUAUACUUUUGGUGUAGAAGCCAGGGAUAACGGGGUCCCUUAUAUGACUUCCUCUGCUGAUGUCAGUAUCACUGUGUUGGAUGUGAAUGACAACCAUCCUACCUUUACUGAAAGAGCUUAUUAUCUAAGGCUAAAUGAAGAUGCACCCUUGGGUAGCAGUGUGUUGACAGUCACAGCAAUCGACAAGGAUGUUAACAGCGUGGUGACCUAUCAGAUUUCAAGUGGAAAUACAAGAAAUCGUUUUUCAAUAACCAGCCAAAGUGGUGGUGGGCUGAUCACUUUAGCUUUGCCCUUAGAUUACAAGCAGGAAAGACAGUACGUCCUUACAGUUACGUCGUCUGACGGAACACUGAUGGAUACAGUUCAGGUAUAUAUCAACGUGACCGAUGCCAACACACACAGGCCAGUAUUCCAGAGCUCACAUCACACAGUCAGCAUCAAUGAGGAUAAACCGGUUGGUACAAAAGUGAUGGUUAUCAGUGCGACUGAUGAGGAUACAGGAGAGAAUGCGAGGAUAACGUAUUUCAUGGAAGACAAUAUCCCCCAGUUUAAGAUCGACCCAGACUCUGGAACCAUUGUUACACAAAUGGAGCUGGACUAUGAGGACCAAGCAUCAUACACAUUGGCAAUAACUGCAAGAGAUAAUGGAAUCCCUCAGAAAUCUGAUACCACCUAUGUUGAAAUUCUGGUUAACGAUGCUAAUGACAACAGCCCGCAGUUUGUGCGAGAUCUGUACCAGGGCACCAUCUAUGAAGAUGUUCCCAUGUCCACUAGCGUGUUGCAGAUUUCAGCCACUGACCGUGAUUCAGGGCUCAAUGGGAGAGUGUAUUAUACAUUCCAAGGUGGUGAUGAUGGGGAUGGAGAUUUCUACAUCGAAACCUCAUCGGGGAUUGUUCGAACAGGAAGAAAGUUAGACCGAGAGAAUGUGCCAGUUUACAAUUUAAAAGCCUAUGCUGUGGACAAGGGUAACCCACCACUUAAGGCAGUUGUGAACAUUCAGAUCACUGUACUGGAUGUAAAUGACAAUGCUCCUGCUUUCGAAAAGGAUGAGUUUGACCUUUUCAUAGAUGAGAAUAGUCCUGUUGGCUCAUCGGUAGCUAGGAUCAUAGCGACGGAUCCUGAUGAAGGAACAAAUGCACAGAUAAUGUAUCAGAUAGUGGAAGGAAACAUUCCUGAGGUUUUCCAUUUGGAUAUGUUUACAGGAGACCUUUCUGCCCUUACAGAUCUGGAUUAUGAAAUGAGAACUGAAUAUAUCAUUGUGGUCCAAGCCACUUCAGCACCUUUGGUUAAUCGAGCCACAAUUCACAUUCGGCUUGUGGAUCAAAAUGACAAUGCUCCAGUACUUAGAAAUUUUGAGAUCAUUUUUAACAACUAUGUUACUAACAAGUCAAAUAGCUUUCCUUCAGGUGUGAUAGGGAGGAUUCCAGCCUAUGACCCGGACGUAUCGGACAAUCUUCUUUACACCUUCGUGGAGGGCAAUGAAUUGAAUCUUCUGAUUUUGGAUCAAUACAGUGGACAUCUAAAAUUGAGUCAGAACUUGGACAACAACCGACCUCUAGAAGCAAUCUUGAAGAUCUCGGUCACAGAUGGUCUUCACACCGUCACUGCACUAUGUAACCUGAGAGUGACCAUCAUCACUGAGGACAUGCUGACAAACAGCAUCACUGUGAGACUGGAGAACAUGUCCCAGGAGAAGUUCCUUUCUCCACUUCUCUCCCUUUUUGUGGAAGGAGUUGCCGCUGUGCUCUCUACGACCAAAGAUGACAUCUUCAUUUUUAAUAUUCAGAAUGAUACGGACGUGAAAGCCAACAUCCUGAAUGUCAGCUUCUCUGCCUUGUUGCCAGGUGGUGUUCGGAACCAAUUCUUCCUCUCAGAGGAUCUGCAGGAGCAGAUUUACCUGAACCGUACACUGCUCACCACCAUCUCCUCCCAGAGGGUCCUGCCCUUCGACGACAACAUUUGCCUGAGAGAGCCUUGCGAAAACUACAUGAAGUGUGUCUCUGUGCUGAAGUUUGACAGCUCAGCACCUUUCAUUUCGUCCGAAACGGUCUUGUUCCGGCCUAUCCAUCCCAUCAAUGGGUUGCGAUGCAGGUGUCCGACUGGAUUUACUGGGGAUUAUUGUGAGACCGAAAUUGACUUGUGCUAUUCCGAUCCCUGUGGUAAUCAUGGCCUCUGCAGAAGCAGAGAAGGAGGCUAUACUUGUGAAUGCUAUGAAGAUUAUACAGGUGACCACUGUGAAAUGAGUGCUCGGUCAGGCCGCUGUGCUCCUGGAGUUUGCAAGAACGGAGGGAGCUGCAUCAAUCUGCUUGUUGGUGGUUUCAGAUGUGAAUGCCCAUCUGGCGAGUACGACAGGCCAUACUGCAAAAUGACCACCCGCAGCUUUCCAGCACAAUCGUUCGUAACUUUCAAGGGCUUACGGCAACGCUUCCAUUUCACUGUCUCUCUUAUGUUCGCAACGAAAGAGAGAAAUGCCUUGCUGCUUUACAAUGGGCGGUUUAAUGAAAAACAUGACUUCAUUGCAUUGGAGAUCAUUGAAGAACAAAUCCAGCUGACGUUCUCAGCAGGUGAAUCUACAACCACAGUCGCACCCUUCAUACGAGGUGGAGUAAGUGAUGGACAGUGGCACUCGGUCCAGGUGCAGUACUAUAACAAGCCAAAUAUUGGCAGAUUAGGUAUUCCUCACGGACCUUCUGGGGAGAAAGUCGCUGUAGUUACUGUUGAUGAUUGUGACACCGCAGUGUCCAUACGCUUUGGAAACCAAAUUGGAAACUAUUCAUGUGCUGCCCAGGGAACUCAGACUGGAUCAAAGAAGUCGCUGGAUCUGACUGGUCCUUUGCUACUUGGAGGUGUCCCAAACCUGCCUGAAGAUUUCCCUGUUCGCAAUCGUGAAUUUGUGGGAUGUAUGAGAAAUUUCACGAUCGACGAUAAGCAGCUUGACAUGGCUAGUUUUAUAGCCAAUAAUGGCACAGUAGCUGGAUGUACUACUAAAAGAAACUUCUGCCAGAUGAAUGAGUGUCUGAACGGAGGGACAUGUGUGAACAAGUGGAACACGUACACUUGCCAGUGCCCCAUAGAGUUUGGGGGUAAGAACUGUGAACAAGCGAUGCCCAAUCCCCAGCGUUUCAGGGGCAGCAGUAUGAUCUCCUGGGAUGAUCUUGACAUCACUAUCUCGGUACCCUGGUAUAUAGGGCUGAUGUUCCGCACAAGAAGAGCCAAUGGACUCCUGCUGCAGGCACGUGCUAAUACACCCUCCAAACUUAACAUCCAGAUAACUGAUCGGAACCUGCAGCUUGAAGUGUAUAACAGACGUGGACUAAAAGCCAGACUGAAGAUGACCCAGUCACGAGUCAAUGAUGGAGACUGGCACCAUUUAUUGAUUGAGAUAAAAAGUAUGAAGGAUGGCAAAGACAUCAAAUACAUGGCGGUGAUGUCUCUUGAUUAUGGAAUGUACCAAAACAGUAUAGAAAUCGGGAACGAAUUGCCAGGCUUAAAACUAAAAAGCAUCUUUGUUGGAAGUCUGCCUGAAGAUAAAGAUGCAAAAAGUCAAGGUUUUUAUGGUUGCAUGCAGGGCCUGAGAAUGGGUGACACAUCAACAAAUACUGCUACACUGAACAUGGAUCAGGCUGUGAAGCUUCGAGUAGACAGUGGCUGUGAGAUCCCUGAUCCUUGUAAAUUCAGUCCAUGUCCCACAAACAGCAACUGCAAUAAUGACUGGGACAGCUACACCUGCAUCUGCAAGCCAGGUUUCUUUGGGAAAGACUGUGUGGACAUCUGCAGCCUCAAUCUGAACCCAUGCCAGCAUGUGUCCAGCUGUGUCCAUAAGCCAAGCUCCUCACAUGGAUAUAAGUGUGAUUGUGGACAAAACUACUAUGGCCAGUACUGUGAAAACAAGAUUGACCAGCCGUGUCCAAGAGGUUGGUGGGGGAAUCCCAUCUGUGGUCCAUGUCACUGUGAUAUCAGCAAGGGCUUUGACCCCGACUGCAACAAAACCACGGGGGAAUGCAGGUGCAAGGCAAACUAUUACAGGCCACAGAACAAUGGCACUUGUUACCCAUGUGAUUGUUUUCCUAUUGGCUCUCAAGCCCGCACGUGCGAUGAAGAAACUGGUCAAUGUACCUGUAAACCUGGUGUGAUAGGGCAACAGUGCAACCGCUGUGACAACCCGUUUGCUGAAAUCACCAGUAAUGGCUGUGAAGUGAAGUACAAUGUGUGUCCAAAAGCUUUUGAAGCCGGAAUUUGGUGGCCAAGGACAAACUUUGGACUCCCAGCAGCCAUGCCAUGUCCCAAAGGAUCGAUUGGAACGGCAAUCCGGCACUGUAAUGAAGAAAAAGGUUGGCUGCCCGCAGAUCUCUUCAAUUGUACAACACUUGCCUUUGCCGAACUCAAGAUAAUCAUGGAAAAGCUUUAUCGCAAUGAAACAAAGAUGGAUGCACAUAAAUCAAAGCAGCUGGCUAACAUGCUGCGCAAUGCCACCAAACACACAGUUACAUAUUACGGGAACGAUGUGAAGAUUGCAAAUGAACUGAUGAAGAGGAUUCUUCAGUAUGAGGGCACACAGCAGGACUUCGAUUUGGCUGCCACUCAGGAUGUAGAGUUCAAUGAGAAUAUAAUAAGAACAGCCAGUGCCAUUCUGGAUCUUGAGAACAAAGAGUACUGGGAACAAAUCCAGCGGACUGAAGGAGGUACAGCACACCUAAUGAAGCAUUACGAGGAAUAUGCUCACACCAUAGCACGAAACAUGAGGAAAACCUACCUCCGACCCUUCACCAUUGUCACACCCAACCUGAUCAUUGCUGUUGACCUUCUGGAGCCUAAAUUCCUGGGUGCCAGUGUACCACAGUUUGAGAAAAUCCGUGAAAAGAUUCCAGAAGACCUUGAAUCUACUGUAUACUUUCCAGAAAGUCUUUUCAAAAUUGAAGGGCAGGGCUAUUUCCCUCAAUUCAACAUAACCGGAAGGUCGAAAGACUUGUCAUCAAAAAGGAAGAAAAGAAGUACAGAAGGGCCUCAGCAUUAUGCCGUUGCUGUGGUGAUUGUAUACAGAUCUCUGGGAUGGCUUCUACCAGAGAGGUAUGAUCCUGAUCGGAGAAGUAUGAGAGUACCCAACCGGCCAGUCAUAAACACACCCAUCAUAAGUGCUACUGUUUACACUGAAGACCAGCUUUUGCCCCCGCAGCUCGAGAAGCCCAUUACACUAAAUUAUCGUUUGUUUGUGACUGAGGAAAGGUCUAAACCUCUGUGUGUGUUCUGGAACCACACUCUGGUGAUUGGAGGAACAGGAGGAUGGUCCUCCAGAGGGUGUGAACUGGUCCUCAGAAACAAAACCCAUAUCAGCUGCCAGUGCAAUCACAUGAGCAGCUUCGCAGUGCUAAUGGAUAUCUCCAAGCGAGAGCACGGUGAGGUGUUGCCAUUGAAGAUUGUCACAUACACCACCGUCUCAAUCUCCUUGUUCGCUUUGUUUGUCACAUUCUUGUUCCUCGUCCUUGUCCGAAUCCUGCGCUCAAACCUUCAUGAUAUCCACAAAAACCUGGUAGCCGCUCUCUUCUUCUCUGAGCUUGUGUUCCUCAUUGGAAUUAAUCAAACCGAUAAUCCAUUUGUCUGCACUGCGAUCGCCUUCCUGCUCCAUUACUUCUACAUGUGCACAUUUGCCUGGACAUUUGUGGAGGGUUUCCACAUUUACCGCAUGCUCACCGAGGUCAGGAAUGUGAACUACGGGCGAAUGAGAUUCUACUAUGCCAUCGGCUGGGGAAUUCCUGCCAUUAUAACAGGUCUGGCUAUGGGGCUGGAUCCACAAGGAUAUGGGAACCCUGACUUUUGCUGGCUGUCUGUCCAUGAUACACUCAUCUGGAGUUUUGCUGGCCCCAUCUGCGGAGUGGUCAUUGUAAACAUUAUCAUAUUUAUACUAGCUGCUAAAGCAUCUUGUGGGCCCAGACACAGAUCCUUUGAAAAGACUGGUGUUACAUUCAGCCUGAGGACAGCUUUUCUGUUGCUGCUGCUGAUCAGUGCUACUUGGCUGCUUGGGUUAAUGGCUGUAAAUAAUGAUACUAUGGCAUUCCAUUAUCUCUUUGCCAUCUUCAGCUGUUUACAGGGACUCUUCAUUUUUUUCUGCCACUGUAUCCUUGACAAAGAAGUUCGAAAAACUCUAACAAACAUAUUCACUGGAAAGAAACCACAUCCUGAUGACACAGUCCUGACCAGAACCACCGUCUUAUCACGGUCGCUCAACUGUAACAAUACAUACGUAGAUGAAGGUCGAAUGUAUCGCACAACCAUCGGUGAAUCUACUGCCUCCAUGGAGAGCACUGUCAGGUCAGCCAAGAGCCACAAUAGCUUCGUUGCUCAUAUUCUCAGGGAUGAAACUCAGAGAGUGAGCUUAUUAUCAAGUCAAGCAGAGGCUGGCCCCACGGAACCUGAUUCCGGAAUAUUCCACAAAAAAACAAGGAAGCCUGAGGAGCCAGAUUCUGAUUCAGACAGUGAACUUUCUUUGGAAGAUGAUCAUAGCAGCUCCUAUGCUUCUAGUCGUUCAUCAGAUAGUGAAGAUGAGUUUCCAGCAGACCCGACCUGGAGCAAAGCAACACUUAAAAACAAUGAAAAACAUCCAGUACACAGCACACCAAAGGCUGAGUGCAUGCCCAAUCAUGUUAAGCCUUAUUGGCCUGCCGAAUGUACCACAGCCAGUGAUAGCGAAGAUCACGGGACUGCGGAGAAACUAAAGGUGGAAACAAAAGUAAACAUCGAGUUGCACAGAGAAAAUAAAAUGAAUCACUGUGGGGACAUUCCCAAAGUGGAUGAGGAGGAGGAUGUACAGCAGAAUGAAAGCAUACCCGGUCCUCAGCCUAUCUCCAAUCCACAACCAGAACAAAGAAAAGGUAUCCUUAAAAAUAAAGUCACUUACCCACCACCAUUGAAAGAAAAUAGGAUAAAUCGAAUACAUAAUGAACUCUCAAAUUGUAAAACAGCAACAGUCUCCUCCCGGACCUCCUCAUUAGGGUCCAGCGACGGAACCCGUUCAGCCACGGGCACAGGCAUAGUGAUAAAGCAGCCGAUCAGACCACAGUCUCGAGACCAGUUAAAUGGGAUGGCAUCUAUACCUAUGAGUAUUAGAACGGGCACUGUCAAUGGGGACACCUCUGAUUCAGAAGGAAGUAACGAAACCUCAAUCUGACCCAUCAGGAUAUCAGAAAAGCGACUGGAAUCCUGAGACCUCUCAUCAAGCCGAUGUCACUUUCCGUGUCCCACAGACCGCUCUGCUGCACUUGAAUGAAUAAGAUUUACUUCCAGCCAACAGCAGCAAAAAGGGAAACAAGGCUCACGAAUGGAGAAAACUACAUGAGGAUGAAAUUGGAAGGUCGGGUACAUGUGACUUGCAAGGGACAUAUUUAACGUGUGCCAAAAAUAUAAGAAAGGACAUCCAACCACUAUGCAGCUAAACUGAUUGUGGACUAACUGGAUACCAGCCCUCAAGCCAAAUCCCUGAGUGCUUCCACUGCCUUAUAUUCAGUCCUCCUGAGAUGAACCGGUCUGACAUAUUUACAUUAAAAAGCACGAUAAAGUAAGACUGUGCCUCAACGGCAAAUCUUGGAACGACUUUAACGGGAUACAGAAUUCCACAGGAUACGUCGUACACAUCGAUGGAAGUGUGUGUCUCUCUGAGAUUCAAUGUCCUUCCAUCUCAUCACUUGCCUUGGGAUGGAAUCGGGGUGGGAAAAGGGGAUAGUCUUAAAAUGAAUGCCUUUUGUACAACAAAAUUCUAAAAUGUGUAGAUAGUUUUAUAUAUUUUGUAUGUUGAUACUUCUGAAGAACUCAUUUGUAUAUGCUUAAUUGGUCUUGAUUUGUUUUAUUAAUUUGAUUACAAGCAGUUUGCUGAAUAAGUAAAUCUUCAGACUUUUAUAAAGGCAAGAAGAUUACACAAUUUUAUUUGAAUUUGGUGUGUUUAUAUUGUAAAGUCAACAUUUUUUCUAUUAAAAUAAGACUUUUUAAGAGCAAGAAAAUAUGAAUGUGUAACUUCUAAAAUAAGAAAAGUUUAGAAAUCAAUCCAAGUUCUGUACUUAGCUUAAAGCUACUUGAACUUUUGUGUUAAAUACCAUAGGUAUUGUGUGGGUCACUUUCAGUUUAGGCACACCUGCUGGUUCAUGUGAGAUGUGGGUAGAGUCUUUUGUCAGGUCUGCCAACCAAUCUUCUUUUAUUUGUUUGGGUACAUGUGAAUAUUUUGACAAUAAUAUUGUAGAUUUGGCUUCAAUUGUCUAAGGCAAAAACUGUCAGAACAGUUCCCAUUUGUAUAUUAUGACUAUAGGCUGUAGUAAGUUCUUCUACACUAUUUCAGAAUUGUUUUUGUUUAAAAAGGUUAAAGCAAUUUUAUUCAAGGCAGAACAUUUUAAAAACUGGACUUUUUUUAUUUUAUGGCAGGAAAAUAGACACUGGAGUUUUUUUUAAAAUGUAUGCUAUUUAUUAACAUGCAGAAAGAACACUGGAGCACAGUACAGAGAAACAAAAUUGUAAAAUAAAGAGAUUUUGACUUUUUC